Anopheles coluzzii is the source of this 3162-nucleotide messenger RNA. RefSeq names its product protein borderless (gene bdl). The coding region runs from base 472 to 2604 and encodes 710 amino acids. Gene Ontology annotation, cellular component: plasma membrane; axon. Gene Ontology annotation, molecular function: cell-cell adhesion mediator activity. The record is from RefSeq and is a predicted model, not a curated record. NCBI's taxonomy places the organism in Eukaryota, Metazoa, Arthropoda, Insecta, Diptera, Culicidae. Gene Ontology annotation, biological process: dendrite self-avoidance; homophilic cell-cell adhesion; axon guidance. The transcript is spliced from 9 exons.
CGAUCAGUAACGGAUUGGACGCGUACGCGAUCGUGCGAGUUGUGCGCACGUAACGAGGCGGGCGUACACAGUACACGGGAAGAUCUCGAUCGCGUAAUUGAGUCAAUCUGCUAAGUCGCGAGUGCGGGUGAAGCUUUGGCCCAGAACAACGUAUAAACACACGAAAGAUAUUGUGGAAAGUGGAAGAGUUCUGAGCGUGAUCGCUAAUCGCUUCUUCAAGCAGAGCAUCAUACAUGAGUGUGUGAAGUGUUCUAGCUCCCGGAAGCAUCGAAGUUACGUCCAAAACCGGGUAGGUGGAACGGGUUGUUCUAAACCCCACAACCGUUUCUGUUUGCAGUAGCCGCUGUUGCUGCUGCUGGUGUUGUUGUUGUGGCGUACAGUGGCCGCGUCUAGCCAGCCAGCCGCUGAUAACCAUCAAUUAGGGCUAAUGCAAAUUACACAGCGACACAGCGACGCAGCGAACCUGGAACAAUGAUUAAUAUGCAGCAAUUACUGUCCACGGCCACGGCGGUGCGGUGCAGUGGCCGGCGGUCUGCAGUGGGCGUCGGUGGCGCACCGCUACGGCACGGUCCGGCGUCCGGCGGUCGGGUCGCCCACGUGGCCCUGCUGCUAGCGGCGGUGCUGAUCGCGGUGUGCGGGUUCGGGUGGACCGAGGGCUACCUGGACGACCGGCAGCCGGUGUAUCUGGAGGCGAAGAUCGGCUCGUACGUGAUACUGGACUGUCCGGUCGAUUUCCCGCAGGACGAACCCAUCCCGUACGUGCUGCACUGGAACAAGGAUAACAAACCUGUCUUUACUCUAUACGAUGGCGUGCUAAACGCUUACGAAACCUUCAUCGGACGUGUGACGCUCCUCAACAACGACAUACUCUACGGCAAAGCGUCCCUCAAUCUGACCUCGAUACGCGAAAGCGACAACGGCUGGUACGAGUGCAAAGUGAUCUUCCCGAACCGUGUCCCGAACAAGCGCAACAAUGGCACCUGGUUUCACAUUUCCGUGCUUGGCGGAACACUGUUACGCAUUCCACCCGUCAACCAGACCGUACUGGAAGGCGAUCCAGCCUUUUUCCACUGCGUCGUCCAGAAUCCGGAAACGAUGUUCGUCGAGUGGUACAAGGACAAUGUGUCGCUGCUGGAGUACUACGAUCUGGCCCAUCGUUCGAUGAUGGGUCCGGACGGUAGUCUCACGAUCAACCCGACGCAGAUGAGCGAUCUUGGGUUCUUUACCUGCGAGGUGCGCAACUCUGCCAACGAUACCCAGUCAGCUAGUGCCUACUUGAACGUACAGUAUAAGGCAAAGGUAGUGUACGCACCGAAAGAGGUAUACAUUCCGUUUGGUGAAUCGGCCGUGUUGAACUGUCACUUCCGAUCCAAUCCACCGUUGAAGAAUUUGCGCUGGGAAAAGGAUGGAUUUCUGUUCGAUCCGUACAAUGUGCAGGGUGUAUUCUACAACCGCAAUGGAAGCCUUCAAUUUGACAAAGUAGACGACUCACACGCCGGCCGAUACUCCUGCACACCGUACAACGAUCUCGGCACCGAUGGACCCUCACCGAUCAUCAACGUAAUCGUGCAAAGGCCACCGUUUUUCACCAUCAAACCGAAGCUCGUGUACGUCACCAAGAUGGGCGGUACGGUCCAGAUGCAUUGUGAUGCACGGGAUCGCGACGGCUAUCACAUUCCGCAGAUAACGUGGAUAAAGAAAGAUGGUAGCCUUCUGCCGUACGGUCGAUUCUCCGUGAACGGAGGCAACAUUACGAUCGAGGACAUCGUUGAGUCCGAUCGGGGAAUCUACGGCUGUCAGGCGACGAACGAGGCGGCCACCGUGACGGCUGAUGCAGAGAUUAUGAUUGAAAACGUGUCACCGCGAGCACCGUACAAUCUGACCGGCAACAGUACCGACACCUCGAUCACGAUCCGCUGGGCGCCGGGCUAUAUUCGCCAGUAUCUGGAGUACAUCAUCUGGUACCGGUUAGCAGAAGCGCCCGAGUGGCGAACACUCAAGGUAAAUGAUAAGCACGUCCUGGAGGCAACGAUCACCAACUUGCAGCCAGCGCGGGAGUACGAGUUCAUGGUGCUAUGUCAGGACAACUACGGUGAUGGAAUGUUUAGCAAAGCGUUCCGUUACUUUACCAAACCGACUGAGUUUGAGCAACCGGAAAAUGGACUGCAAGAUGCACUGCUCCAGUUCAGCCAGAUCGGAUCGCCGAGGAACUUUUACGUGCGCAAAGAGCAGGACAACUUUGUGGCUCGCUGGGAACCGCCGGAGCUCGGGCUGGAUCAGCUUCGCUUCUACAUUCUGCGCUGGUGGAUCGAACCACAGCACAAGCUGCACGGUAGUGCAGAAACAUCCGAGACGCAUUAUAUACUUGAGCAGCUCGAUGAAGAUGAGAUGUACACGAUCCAGGUGUUUGCCCUAUCGACCACCAACUACACCAGUGGCAGCAAUGAGUACGAGCUGUACGUCUACCCUUACCGGCGUGUCAAGGUGAUGACGGUCAGUGGCGUGCUGAUACUGCUGUUCUGUCUCGCCGUCAUCAGCACGUUGCUCUACAUGAAGCGGAAACGAAUUCGGCAGCUGCGUGAGGCGGAAAAUAUGAAAAUAUAAGCCAUAGAAACGACCCAAAACCGUUACAUACAUCCGUUGAAAAGAACAAAAACACUUACGCGUCAACUCUUUCACACACACAUACACACACAGACAUCCCCACCAUACAGCCGCAUGUUAAGCAAUGUCGUCCAGGGAUUCGCCAUGCUCAGAUACGUCUCCAUGGCCAUGUGACCGUUGUAGUCCUUUUUUCGAUACUGACCUGCCGAAUGUUCCAGCUGCCCCGUUUCGGAAGUAGUGUGUAGUGUUCGUUUGUAGUACAUAUUGUCGUUUUAGCAUAGCGGAAUAUAUUAUGAUAGGAAAAUACGAAACAAAACAGUAUGAAGCACCAGAAGAGCAUAUAUUAAUAAAAGUGUUAAUCGUUGAACGUUGAGAAACUGUGUGUGUUGCUGUCAGCGGACUAAUUUGAUGCAUUGGUUGCAAAGUAGUUGAAAUCAUACUCAAAAAAAGAGGAGACAGGUGCUAUUGGGAAGCAGUAGAACGGUUUUGUUUAUCUAUAGUGCGAAACAAUGAGAUCUUGUCAUUAACUAAUAAAAAACAAAUUAAACAUAAGAAAAA